UGUAAAGUCAAAAACAAACAAAAAAAAUAGAAGGAAAGAUAAUCAAUGGGAAACAUAAAUAGACAUACAAUACUCUAACAUUAUUGUAAAAGGGAAGUUAAAUAUGAAAUGAACAUAUUUCCCGUUUAUUCAAUCUGUUAUAUGAUUAACUAUUCCGUUGUCUAGUUACAUACUACUAUUAACUAAAUAACUAGAGAGUUCAACGAAGAAAAAAAAAGCACACAGGAAAAUUCAAUUGUAUCACUCACAUUUUGUUACUCUAAGUUUUAGAACAUAAAAAGUAGUAUCUAGAAAUUAGAGAGAGAAAAAUACUGAAACAGAAUUAAUCCUGCAAUUCGUAAUCUAUUGACUUGUUUCUAUCCGAUCCUUACAUUCCUUCAAUUGAAAUAGUUCACCUGAACACAUUGAAAUAAGCAAGUUGAUACAUACAUAUAUAUAUAUAUAUUUAGAAGAAAGAGAUGUUAGACAAAUUAACUCAUUAUAAAGAUUUAUUAAACACAGAAGAUAAACGAUCAUCAGAUAUCAUGGAUUUAUCAAGUAAAAUUUCAUCAAAAGAUUCAUGGAGUUUUGAUAAUUUGUUAACGUUGAAAUUACAUCAGUCCAAUUAUCAUUCAUCAUCAUCGUCAUCAUCAUCAUCAUUUCUUAAUAAUAACAACAAUAAUGAUAAUACUAAUACAAAUGAAAAUAAUCAAUUAUUAUUAUUAUCAUCAUCAUCAGCUAAAUCAUUAGCUUAUUGUACACCAAAUCCAGUACCAAAUUUACCAGAAAAUAAUCAAGUACACUUUUUAGAAUAUCGUGGUGCUCAUUUAGCAACAUUCACAGUGAAUGGACGUGAUUUAAUUUGUUUACCACAAGCAUUUGAAUUAUUUUUAAAACAUUUAGUUGGUGGUUUACAUACAGUUUAUACAAAAUUGAAACGUUUAGAUAUUAUUCCAGUUGUAUGUAAUGUUGAACAAGUACGUAUAUUAAGAGGUUUAGGUGCAAUACAACCAGGUGUUAAUCGAUGUAAAUUAAUUGCACCACAAGAAUUUGAUAUACUCUAUGCUGAUUGUACAAAUUCAAGUUCUAGACCUGGACGUCCAUCAAAACGUUUAUCAGGAAUUGAAACACCUGGUCUGUCAUCUGUGCUUGGAUCCCAUAAAUCACGUACCUGUCAUAACAAUGAUUCAGGCGAAUCUACUCCCAAACAAUCACGUAGCUGUGCAAGCGAUGAUGACAACAGUGGAAAUAAUCAGUCUCAAGUCGAACAAACUUUAUGGCCCAACUCUCAAAAUAAUAUUUCCACUUACCCGUUAAUGAGUUCAUAUGAAUUAGUUUUACCUCAACUACUGAAAUCAAAAGUUUUUGGACACUUGGAGACAGUUUAUUCGUCUUUCAUGAAAUAUGCAUUUUCAAAUCACCAAAAUAAAUUAGAACAUGAACAAAAUUCUUCUGGAUCGACGGAGCUUAAAUCUGUCUAUGACGGUGUAGAAAAUAUAGCCUUUCCAUCUAUUGAUUUACCACGUAUCUUUUCAGGUAAUAUAAUGACUCACACUGAUCAGUUUUCCACUGAAACUUUUUUGGGAGAAGAAGGAGUGAAUUCAUUUAAGGAAUCAAAAACGAUAGAAAAUUCUGAUCAGACAUCAAAGUACCAACAGUUAUUUGAUUUCAAACUUCAGUACUUUUUAAAUCAGUUCAUUGGGAUGAAUUAUCACUGGAAAUCUGUUCAUCAUUCAAUGGACUCAUCUCAACCAACACUAAAUGUUUUUGAUUCACAAAUUAAGCCCAAGGUAAAUGAUCAUUUUGAUCAGAGUCAACAUCACCCCUACUCCUUAUUGAAUAUGAAUACAUCAGAAUAUUUAAGAUGUGACAAAUUCAGUCUACCAGUUCAAACAUUAUUUUCGCAAGAUUCAGUCAAGGAAACUGUUCGAAAUGCUAGACCAUCAACAUCUACAAAUGACUAUUACAGCAAUGAUGAAGAAUUCUUUGAUGAAUCUCUGUGUCCUAAUGUUUUCACUUCAUUAGGAUAUUCAAAAAAACAGAACUUGAAUAAGCCAACAAUUCUGAAUUUCUCAGUAGAACAAAUAAAAACGGAUUCGGAAAGUUCUACAAUGCAUGAAUCUAACGAUAAUGAAACUAAUGCAGAGAAGAAAUACACUGACACUUCAGAACAUCGUUUAACUGAUUUCAAAAGAAAAGAAACAAUACUGGGAAAAUGUCAUGAUAAUUGUGAUGAUGCUGAUGAUCAUGAUGACAAUGAGAAUGCUGAUGAAGAGGAUGUUGGCGAUGAUAACUGUGACAAUAACACCAGUCACAAUACAGACAUGUCUAGAACGCUAACCGCAUUAAACUAUUAUUACUGGUGGUUACAAUAUAUGUCAAAUGAACUUCCCCGUGUAAAGCAGUCGGUCGUUAGUGAAGCUAAAGUAUCAGUGUUUAAUAACUUUCCUUCACAUGGUUGUUACGCCAAUGAUGAUUCAUUAAAGUAGUAAGCAAGGACUUCGGAAGUAAACACACUGACUCUAUUGUUGAGUCAGAAAAACAGUGAUAAAUUUAAAUGUGAUCAACCAUGGAUUUGAUAAGCCGAAACAACUUCUAAUUGCAAAUAUGUUAUUCAAAUGCUUAAAAUACAUGUGUCGAUGUAACACGGAAAUAUCUUCCAGUGAUAUAUAUAUAUCCUAUAUACAAUAAUUUAUUCCAUCUUAAAUACUCCCACUCUUACAGGAAAAAUAAUCAAGUCUAGUACGAAGCUCAUUUCUACCUGACGUAUAUACUUUUUGAUUAGACAUAAAAUUUCUUUAAAUGUACAGUUUGUUUCCUAAUUAUAAAUUUCAUUAUGCUAUAUAUACAUGUAAUAUUUAAUCAAUAUUAAGACUAACAGAAUUUCAACGGGUAGAUUUAUGUAAACAGAAUUAAUAACUUGACAACAAAAUCUUUGAAUUUCAUGAUCAAAAAAAAAACUUAUAACUUGGUGUUAAUGUUUUACGUUUAUAGAACUUUGUAAUUUGCAUUUUUCAUGAAUAGAGUGUUUGAAGUUAAUCUGAA
Schistosoma rodhaini is the source of this 3024-nucleotide messenger RNA. NCBI's taxonomy places the organism in Eukaryota, Metazoa, Platyhelminthes, Trematoda, Strigeidida, Schistosomatidae. The record is from the annotation of a GenBank genome assembly.